CGGCAGAUGAAGGAAAAUGAAAACGGCCAUGUCGCGGUAGAAAUUCGUGUAGAGGUUUCAACGAGUUGGUCUGAGCUGUGGUGAAACUCAUUUUUAUUUCACGAAGACUUACCACUUUAUAUCACAUAUUACCAAUUCGGUAGUUCUUUGGACAGAAGGAAUAUUAAGCGAAAGUAAGUGCGUCGUUUUAUCCAGGCACAAAGAUGAGCGGAGGAGGGACACCGUAUAUUGGCAGCAAAAUUAGCCUAAUCUCCAAGGCCAAGAUUCGCUAUGAAGGAAUUCUAUACACCAUUGAUACGGAAAACUCGACUGUGGCUCUUGCUAAAGUACGCUCCUUUGGCACUGAAGAUCGACCAACUGACAGGCCUAUUCCUCCUCGGGAUGAAGUGUUCGAGUACAUCAUCUUUCGAGGAAGUGAUAUUCAAGACCUUACGGUUUGUGAGCCGCCAAAAACUGCAAGCAGCCUUCCACAGGACCCUGCCAUAGUUCAAUCAUCGGUCAGCUCCACCAGUUCUGCAUCUGCUGGGCCCUACGCUCCCUUCAGUCGAGCACCUGUCGCACCUUACAGCCAGUUUGGAGGGACGGCACUUGCAGCACAGCAGUAUGAGUCUGCUGCUGCAGGAGUGUGUACCAGUACUCAGGUGGAGUCUUUGGCAAAAAUUCCUGCCCUGGAGCAGCCGGUGCAGAGUCUGCCCUCUGCUGUUUCAGCUGCUCCUGCUCCUGUAAGGCAAAGGAGCCCACCAGGGAUGACUGCCCCGGCCAGACCCACCACUGGCCAAAAGCCCCCAGAGCCUCUGCAGCGGCAAAAUGCUCCUGAGGUGCAGAAAGUCUUGCAGCCUGACGGUGAACAUGCUGCCGUCGAAAACCGGGAUCCAAACAAGCGUCAAGCCGGUGAGCAAUUCGGAUCUCAGCCAAACCGCCGUGGCCGUGGAAAAGGAAACCGCAGCAGAGGCAGAGUGAACGUGCGCAGGGACGGCCCUAUGAAGUUUGACGAAGACUUUGAUUUCGAGUCGGCUAAUGCCCAGUUUCACAAAGACGACAUUGACAAGGAGUUUCAAAACAAGCUCAAAAUAAAGGAUGAUAAAGCACUGAAUGGAGAAGAAACUGCUGACUCAGACCAUCCAGUCACAGAGGGAACCACUGAGGAGGAGGAGCCGGCGAUAAACUCAUGUUACUAUGACAAGUCCAAGUCCUUCUUUGACAACCUGUCCUGUGAUGAUCCAAGGUACCAAGGGUUACAGACUGACAGUAACGCAGCACAGAUGUUUGUACAUAAAGCAGGGGAAAGAGGAUUUUCAAGGGACCGGAGGCCAACCUGGGCUGAAGAGCGGCGAAUGAACGCCGAGACCUUCGGCCUCCCCCUCAGACACAACCGGGGCAGAGGGGGCUUCCGGGGCCGAGGCUUCAUGGGUCCUCGAGGAGGUCGGGGACGACCCGUGAGCAGAGGUUCCUUCGGGCCGCCCCGAGGGGCCCCACCUGGGUUCAGAGGCGGGUUCAGAGGUGGCAGAGGAGGCCGGGAAUUUGAUUUUGAGUACAGGGUAUGUGUUAACGAAAAAAAUAACAUCAACUGUUUCUAUUGAGUGUGUUUUUCUAACUGUGUGUUUUGUUUCUUUUAGAAGGACAACAAAGUGGCUGCAUAGUAACAGCAGCGGUGACUGCACAAAGAACUAUUGCCACUUAGUAUGAAAAUAUUCCAGCUCAAGAAAUUUCCUUUUGGUUCUACAUUAAACAGACGUAACGAAGACAUCCCCUCAGACCCAAACACCAGUGUUGGAGUGACUGACAUCAGGGUGAAACUACAGCAGUUAAUUUCAGUCAAAUGGACGGGGUGUCUGAACGACACUUCUUUUUGAGUCACACUGUUUGUUUUUUGUAUUUUUUUUUACUUUUUCUUUUUCGUUUUGACUUACUUUCUUGACAACUGCCCUUUUGACGAAAGUCAUAUGCAGAAAACCCCACUGAUACUGUGAGCAGACCACAGAUCAUGUGAUCAUUAGCUUUAAAUGCGUUUCACCUAGUUUUCUGUUUAAUCUUACAGCACCGGUAUAGAUUGCCUGUGGCGUCUCGUGUUUCCUCUGUUCACACUUCAGGUGGCAGCCACUCGUUCUCUGCGUUUUAUACACUUUAUCAGUAGAUUUUUUUUUUUUUUUUUUGCAUUGUCAGUAAAAACAUUGAGGUCAAAGUCGGCUUAGAAAGAAAAAUCUGGAAUCUGUCAUGAUUGAUUUAGUGCGCUUCAGUAACUCAUCGCCCGUCAGACUCUUAGUUUUUAGAACACGCGCAUCGUUUGUAGAAUGAUUAGCCUGUGCUUUGAGCCACUGAACCUCCAGUGUCGGAAGAUUUUUUUUUGGUCUCUUUUCUGUUAUCGUUUUGCAGCCAGUUCUCUGCAGACUUUGUUACAAAAGACAUCGUAAUAGGAAAACUGUCAGGAGUCAGUCGUUUGACGUAUGGAGUUGGACAGCAAUAGCUUUAGACGUUUCUCUUUAGUUUAUUGUCUUUUGAGCAGGUCUGUUUACAGGAUGUGACUAAAUGAAAAAGGAGCAUUCCCCAUGACUUACGACUAAGAGAGAAGCCUCAGUUGUUAUCAGUACUUUUUGUAGUUUAUUAGAUAAGAAAGGCCUUGAGUUAAUUUGGUCACAUUUAUAAAGAACCUGGUCGACGUGUGAUCUUGAUUUUUGCCAAAUAGAACAUUUGAGGAGAAACGGAGAUUAACCGUAAUUUACAAAAAAAAUAAUAAAAAAAAUAAUGAACUCAUCACGUUUUCUCAGUUUGUAUUUCCUCAGUCUUCUCAAAGCGUCUACGUUGGGACAUAAUGAGCCAGCCGUCAAUGACACACCUCAGUUACUACGGACAUCUUUGUCUUACAGUUGUAUCUCUUCCACUGUUGUCACUGCAGCUUUGUUUACGAAGAGUGUGAAAUCUAGUCAACAGGUUUAAGUGAUGCGUUGACCAGAGGUGGCAGCGUGUCCGAUGUUCCUCUCUGGCCUCUUUUGUUGCAUUGGUAUCUAUUGAGUUGUUACCAUUUUUUCCCCCCUCUACGUCCGUGGACAAAGGGACAAAGAAGACAAAGGCAUUUUUUGGCAUUUGGGAUUUCUUUUCUUGCUCUUUUCGGCUGUGAAUUUAAAGUUGAUUAGGGAGUGCCUUCACAGUGGUCACUUUUAACAGCUCUCCCUUUAACUGCCAGGACAGCUUUUGACUUGUGUAUUGCUAGCACUGUAAGCUAAAAGUAGAUUUGUUUUUCUUUCCUUUAGCUAUGGUUGUAUAAAACGAGGCAGCCCGACCAACUGUGUGCUGCUUCAGUGAAAUUUUGACUGCUGAUCACUGCAUGAAUAGCCAUGAGAACCAUCACUUUGUACGGGACUUUGGCAAUAACCAGCAAGAUCGAAUCUGAGACAAAAAGAUUAUACUGAGCAAUUCACAACUGACUUGUUUUCAUAUGUUUGUUACUCCUUCCACUCACUGGAAUUGUAAACCAGGAAUUGUUGUCUUGAAAAUAUCAGCAAAGUUGAGUUUUUACAAUGAAUAAAGAAUUGUACAAUA
Messenger RNA from Cynoglossus semilaevis (tongue sole), 3537 nucleotides. RefSeq names its product LSM14A mRNA processing body assembly factor b (gene lsm14ab). The record is from RefSeq and is a predicted model, not a curated record. Gene Ontology annotation, biological process: cytoplasmic stress granule assembly; P-body assembly. Gene Ontology annotation, molecular function: mRNA binding. The transcript is spliced from 10 exons. Bases 204 to 1580 code for a protein of 458 amino acids. Gene Ontology annotation, cellular component: P-body. Lineage: Eukaryota; Metazoa; Chordata; Actinopteri; Pleuronectiformes; Cynoglossidae.